This is a messenger RNA of Ixodes scapularis (black-legged tick), 1497 nucleotides long. RefSeq lists its product as uncharacterized. The transcript has 3 exons. The record is from RefSeq and is a predicted model, not a curated record. Lineage: Eukaryota; Metazoa; Arthropoda; Arachnida; Ixodida; Ixodidae. The coding region runs from base 1 to 1497 and encodes 498 amino acids.
AUGACCGUUGAAAAAGUUACGUACAAGAAAGUUACCAUACAAGUAAUAUACGACAAAACCUCACGCUUUAUGAUUUUCAUGGAGAUUACCGUGACUCCAGCAACGUCUGACUUCGAGGGUCUCGAGGCGAAUAUCCACCGAAGCCGUCGUCGCUCUUCAAGCUCGGGUAGCUCUUCGCCCGCCCAUAUCAGAAGCAACCUCAGCGACAACAGCUAUGUCGGCAUCCAGUCCGGAGCCCUCCUGGACUUUCAGAGCCCGAUGGAAGUGUCCACGUCCGUGGUGCUCUCCUUCUGCCGUAAACACGUUCUGCGGCACUACUUCCGCCUUCUCAUGCUGGUCGGCUGGAAGCCGCUCUUGGACACUGACAGGGGCGACCCGUGUUUCGUCGCCUUGUCCGCGGCCAAUGUCGCGUACAGUACUGCUGUGUUCGCGGUCCUUGUAAUGGGACACCUACUGCAGUACGCUGCGUGCUUUCGCAGAGACGGUGUACUCUCUUUCCGGGUGAAGAUGAGUACCCUUCUGACCACAAGCUGGAUUCAAGAAAGCGACAAGACAUGUGGAGGGAGCGUCUUCGCGGUAUACCUUCUUCCGGCGACCCUUCAGGUCAGCUCCUAUAUCGUCGCCCUGGUCCACAUGCGCUCGCACGACGACGAGCAGUUCCAGGCCCUCAUGGAGAAGGUGUUCCUCCAGAUGACCAUGACCGACGUGUGGCACAUCUCCAAGCAGCGCAUCACACAGCGCCUCCGGGGCGUCUACGUGGCGGGCAUCGUCUGGAUCUUCGCCUCCAUCGCUUCGCAGAUCCUCAACAUCCACGUGAACGGCGCCGACAACUUCGAGUGGCUCUUCGUGCCCGAAGACGAUGUCCGCCUUCACCACGUCCUACUCGGGCUGCUCUUUCUCACGGUCCUGUUUCACGACAUCGUGAGUAUGACCAUCGCCACGACCUACGCCAUCCACUGCCAGCUCGUGCUGGUGUAUCUGCAGCACAUGUGCCAGGCGGUCCGCGAGAAGCGGAUGUCCUUCCGCGAGCUCUACAGGGGAGUCGAAGAAGCCCGAAAGAGCGUCAAGUACCUCAACCAGAAGCAAGCGCUCGGCGUUACCAUUCAGAUGAUGUGGCUUUGCUCCAGGUCGGCCGUCUGUGUAUACGCUCUUUUGGACACCCCGUGGAGUCAGAUGACUCGCUUCUUUUCCGCUUGGUUGAACGUGCUCCUGUGGCUUUCGCUCGUGCUCAUACCGCUAUUUCAGGCUUGUCGGCUCAGCUCGACCUGUAACCACGUAAGAGAACUGGGGCUAGAGCUCAUGGCCCGACCCUUUGGGUAUGGCGACGCCCUUGAAGCCGACCUGAACACGAUGCUCCUCUUUACGUCGUCACUCAGGAUGCAGGCGAAGCUCUGCGCCCUUCCAGUAACAAAACGAUCGGUCGUGUUCGUGUUCCUUUUGUUAGGCCUCUCCUUGUUCAUAGCUGUCCAGCUUAACCUCGUCCGAUUCAGUCCCUAA